AUGAGUGAGGAGCAACCGAUCUACUUCACCUACGAGAACAGCCUCCAACAUGUGGUCUCUCAAAUUAACAUUGUGUCUCCAUCCAGGCUUCUGUACUACAACCCUAGGCGCAUACAGGAAAACCUACUCAUUCCUGGCCUGGAGGCUGCCCAUGUCUGGAUCUCCAUCCCCUACUGCACCAUGUACAUCAUAGCCCUCUUGGGAAACGUCACCAUCCUGCUCAUUGUGAAGAAGGAGCUGAGCCUGCAUGAGCCCAUGUACUAUUUCCUCUGCAUGCUGGCUGUUGCCGACCUGGUCCUGUCUACAGCCAUCCUGCCCAAAAUGUUGAGCAUCUUCUGGUCCAACUCCAGGAAGAUCAAUUUCAUUGCCUGCCUCACCCAGAUGUACUUCAUUCACUGCUUCCAAUCGAUAGAAUCUGGGAUCUUUGUGGCCAUGGCGUUGGAUCGCUACGUGGCCAUCUGCCAUCCCCUGAGACAUUCCUCCAUCCUGACAAACUCCAUGGUCACCAGGAUUGGCCUGGUUGUGGUGCUGCGCAGCUGCAUGCUCAUACUACCGUAUCCUUUCCUUGCAAGUCGGUGGCCAUAUUGCAGAACUGACCUCAUCCCCCACACUUACUGCGAGCACAUGGCUGUAGUGAAGCUGGCCUGUUCUAACACGCACAUCAGUAGUUACUAUGGCCUCUUCGUGCUCUUCUCAGUGCUUGGUGGGGAUAUAUUUUUCAUUGCUAUGUCCUACAUCCAGAUCCUCAGGGCCAUCUUCAUCCUCCCCACAAAGGACGCCCGGCUCAAGACUUUUGGGACUUGCGGCUCCCACCUUUGCGCCAUCAUGGCCUUUUACAUCCCCAUGAUUUUCUCUGCCCUCAUGCACCAGUUUGGCCUCAAUAUCGCCCUGCAUUUCCACAUUCUUAUGGCCAAUGUGCAUGUGUUAGUGCCCCCCGUGCUAAACCCCAUCAUCUACGGGGUGAGGACCAAACAAAUACGGGGCCGGCUGCUCCGGCUCUUUACUCAGACAGGAGACCAUGUUCUCCCUAUGGCUGUGGCUCUCAGAUGGAGCUCACGGGGAAGUGGCUGA
Pelodiscus sinensis (Chinese soft-shelled turtle) is the source of this 1071-nucleotide messenger RNA. Its product is annotated as olfactory receptor 52R1-like. The record is from RefSeq and is a predicted model, not a curated record. Gene Ontology annotation, biological process: G protein-coupled receptor signaling pathway. Gene Ontology annotation, cellular component: plasma membrane. Gene Ontology annotation, molecular function: G protein-coupled receptor activity; olfactory receptor activity. NCBI's taxonomy places the organism in Eukaryota, Metazoa, Chordata, Testudines, Trionychidae.